Molecule: messenger RNA, 5048 nt
Organism: Linum trigynum
Lineage: Eukaryota; Viridiplantae; Streptophyta; Magnoliopsida; Malpighiales; Linaceae
Source: the annotation of a GenBank genome assembly
CUUAAUAUGAAAAUCUCAUGGCUUAACUUGAGACCAAGUUUAUCUUAAAGUUUUUUUUUAUUUGGAAAGAUGUCCAUCAUUUUGUAAAGAGAAGGAAUCAUUGAUGCAAACUUCUAAAUCAAAAUUGGUAGUAGUCACACAAUGUCCCAAAUCGGUGGAAAUGCAAAUGACAUUCUAUUCUUUAGUAUGAAGGAGAUUGUUUGAUACAUAAGGUAAUACGCAUUCAUGCUCAUUUGCUCGUGAGGAUUGACAUCAUUAUUGAAUAGAGCUUCGUCUUGCAGUGUGCCAACUAAUCCCCAUGAGUGGUCAAUGGGUCAUUGUCGAUGUAUGGACGAUUGGCUUCUUCUUUGAAUUUUCAAAAAACUUAUCGUGGGUUGUCGUUGAAGUUUGGACAAUUGGCUUAUUCUUUGAAUUUUCGACAAACUUCUCGUGAACAUGGCAACUUGUCAUUUCAUUUCUUCAUAUAUGGUUGACCUUCUUUUGGUGUCAUCAAAUUGCUUCUAGAAUGAACUCCGUAACGAGCACAACCUUGGAACUUAUACUCAAAGGUUGACUUUAUCCUUGUGAAUGAGCAACUUUAGAGAAUCCUUGACUUAUCAUGGUUAAAUUGUGACAUGUUUCUAACUGAGAUGAGUGAAUGAUAGUCAUGCUAAAUGAGAUGAAUGUAAGACAGUCAUGUUAAAUGGUACGAUUGUGCGUAUGAAAGAUGAUUUUUUUUUGAGUGGAUGCAUGUGCACUUUGUAAAAAUGUAACAAGAUUACUCUGAAUACAUAAACGAGGAAAUGAUUGUAUCAUGCCUUUAUGCAUAAAAACAUAUCGAGUCUCUCACAAAUAAUUAACACAACACACAUGACCCACGACAUAAGCAAAACACGAAUUGAUCAUAAAAAAACCUUUCACGAUCUUCGCCAUGUCGAGGUAAACCUAGAGCUUUUGGAAACAUUACGUUGUAUUAGGACAUGCUUUGGGAUAAGUUGCGGCUUAGGCAGUUUCUAGGCAAACUAUAUGCUGGAUAGGAACCUUAAGGAAUUAGGCUCCCAAGUUGUACCACACUAUCACCCUUUCGAGCUUUAGCAUGAUACCCCAAAUCAUCCUCGGAUUUGAGUUCAACCUGGUUGGGAAGUUUUCGCAUUUCCCCUACUAUUGUAGGAGUCACACUACUUCCUUCCUUUUUUGCUAUAAGGACCGCUCGGGAAUAGAGCUUUAUGGAUGGAUGCGAAGAAUUGAAAUACAUAACAAAUUUAAAGCGCAAAUUGAUGUAAUAAACACAUAACACCCAUUAUAAGAAAGUAAAAAAAACUUAUCGACGAUUAAUGUAGUUUGACUCUAGUAUGUCCCCAGCGGAGUCGCCACUGUCGCAACCGCCCUUUGAGAUCGGAGGUACCGCUCGCAAUUGCUCGGAGUCGCCAUCGACCGCAGCUUGGGGUGGGUCGAACACCCAUUUUCGGUUUUGUUAUUUAGGUUAAAACCAGAAAUCUGGUCUGUGAAUUUUAGGUUUAUGGGUUCGAGAGUACGAUUACGUGUGGGGAAGUGUAUUCACACCCCACAACGCCCCAAAUGGGUACUACUUAAAUCGAUAAGUUUUUAAGAAUUGGGUAUAUUAUUAUUUGCGGCUUUCUUGAUGUAUUUAAUCAAAGGAUUCAAUUAAAUUGACAUUUAUCGAUAUAUGAUUCGAUCAUAUAUCUAUUGACGUAAAUCUUGAAGAAAAUAAGUGUUAUUGAUUAGUUGGACUCGAACCUAUUGGUUGCCUACAUACCCGAGUAGUCGGGAUCAAAGUCCACGUAGUUCGGUCAAAUUGAGUUAUUAAAAUGUUGUUAAAUAGAUCUAAACACGUCUCUAUUGAUACGCGUUUAAGGCUUGAGAUUGAGUAUUUGUGAAUAUGUACUUUGAUGUUUUUAGCAAUAUUUGAAAGAGUUUGUUUUUAAGUAAAAGGUCUAUUGACCAUGAUUUGUAUUAACGAUCUUUGCAAAAUGAUUUCAAAUGCAGACGAGUAAUUUAAUAAUAAUUAGAAGGCAAGGUAUUAAAAAAUUUAUCGUGGUUAGAACGAAUUUCCAAGAGAUAACAGAAGUAAUUUAUUUGUAAGUUACGUAUUAAGUUUAGUUAAAAUUAAUCGAGAUUAACACAUUGAUAUGUGGCGGACUAUCAGCCUAUUGGUUUAAAUUGUUGACCAGACUUUUGGUUGACAUUUGGGUCAUGGGUUCAUUGGUUUAAAUUGUUGACCAGACUUUUCGUUGACAUUUGGGUCACGGGUUCGAAUCCCAGGUAGAGUCAAUUUUUGGUCGUUUUAAACCCUAUUAACGGCGUCGUUUAAGUUUAAAACAAUUUCUUUAACCCUGGAGUCAUAUAACACACGAAACCCUAAUCAUCCUAAGCUAAGCGCCGCUCACCCCUCUGUCUCCUUUCUCGUUUCUCUCUUAUUCCUGCCCGAAAAAGGAAGGAAGAAAACAGAGCAAAUCAAUUCAAUCUACCACCUCACUCUCCCAAUCUUCUAAUCAUUCCCUAUCUCGAUAGGCCCUGUUCUUCCCUAGCUAGAGUCGAUUUGUUCUCUUCUUUCUCCUUUUAUGGUGAUGGCGAGAAGAAAGGAACGUCGGCGAUUGAGGAUGGCGGUGACGAAGGUGGUUGGCGCCGGCGAUGAUGAGGACGGCGGCGGUGAAGGGCAGAGGGUUCUGGAGGACGGGGAGGAUCAACGAGCUGGAGCAAUUGCUGGCAGGCUCGAGAAACCUCGGGGGGCGGUGGUGACUCGUGGUUCCGGUUUUGGGUCUCGUGUAAAGAGAGGAGUAACGAGCCGAGCAGCCGCCGACCGUCCCGGAUCCCGUCGGCGGUGACGAAACUAGGACAUGUGAGACUUUAAGCGCCGCCAGCGGCGGUUAGUCGUUCCACCGACGAGGGGUACUGGUAAGUUUCGAUUAUGGGUUAUUCUGUCUCUUUUAUGUUCCAUUAUAUGGGUUUUAAUUAUUUUCUAUUGCUUUCUUUUUGUUGGUUACGGACGAAGACAAGGGAAAAUGGAGACCGCUGACAACUCUGGACUGUAUCAGCGGUGAGGGAGGUCAGCUGGCCAGCUCGUCCAUCUCGCUGGCGACGAGGGCAGAUGGAAGCAGAAGGUAAAUUCGUUUGGUUUAGGAUUUGGUGAUCUGUGUUUUAAUGGUUGGUUUACUCAUGUUAAUUGGUUUGUGGUGAUUGUGAUUCUGAGUUUUAUGCUUGAUUAUUAGAGACUUUUGAUGAGAAGAAAUUGUGAGGUUUCGGUUUAGUUGAUACCUCAAAUCUAGAAUUAAAAGUAGAUUAAUUUAUGUGUUUAGUUGUAAGAUGAUGGAAAUUUGGGUUGUUUAUAUCGGUAUUGAAACUGGGGAUUUGUAUGUAUGACUGGGUUUUAAGACUAAGCUUAUGUGUUUAUGUGAUGUAUUGGGAAAUCUGUUCUGGGUUUUUUUUAUGUAACCUGUGUAUGGGUUUAGAAAUGGGAGUUUGUUUGUAAUCUGGAAUUAAGUGAUAUUUGCUGUGAUUUUACAUUCUGCAAAGUCUGUGGGUUAUGAUAAUGGUGGUCGAAUGGUAUGCUUGGGGGUUUCGAUGGCUUAAAGGUGUUAAAAUUAUAGGUUUAAAAUGGGGUUUUGGGACCUUGAGUUUUUUACGGUUACUGGUAUUAUGGAACCAGUGGUAUUUCUGAAGUACUUACUGCUGGAAGUUUGUGUUUUUGCGAGUUUAGAGAGUCUGUAUGUUUGUUUAUGAUUGUUUUUCUAUUGAAAAUAAGUUUAGAUUAGUUUUUUUGUGAGAUUUAACAUACAAAGUUCAUCUAAAUAAGAGGAAUAAUAGCAAGAAGAUGAAUAAUGAACAUAUCUGAGUUUUGUCAUGGUUUUGAAACAUGUACAAGUUUAGAUAAUUUGGGUUAGUUAAUAAAGAGUAGCUAAAGUCAGCUAAAAGAAAAAUAAGAAUCAGAGUAGAACCUCAUAAAGUCAAGAGAUGAAGAAUAAUAGUCUAAGUAUGGAUGUGGAGAUAGAUGUAUGAGAAUGAUCAUCAUGAUAGGGGAAUAGUGACCUGGUUUAUGCUGGUCUGAUCUGUGUUUGGGUCUCUUGCUCCCUUCCGUUGUUUGCUUCUACUUAGUUUCUCUUGUGCCUUUUGCUGAGCUGGACCCUCAAACUCUGAUCCCUUCCCAUUUUCGGUGGAAUCUUUGCUGCUUCCUUCCUUUUUGUCAGUUUUUUGGUUGCUAGGACUGUGUUUCUAUUGUUGUUAUUGUGUAUGUUUUGGUAUGUUCCAAAAGAAGAAGGAAACUGUGAUUUUUCAAGGGUUUGUUCCCUCUUUUUCAGAGUGGUUCACAAGAAGGGGGGAACUAGAGUAUUUUGCUGAGAUUUAUUUGAUCUUUCUUUCUGUCUAUUUUCGGUUUUAGUUGAAUGUUUGAGGAAAGGGAAGUUUUAAAGAGUUUUUGUUGUCUCUGUUUUCAGGGGAAGAAGAGGAGGAAGAAGAAGAAAGUGUUAUCCAUGUCGGAAGAAGAAGAAGCAGCAGGGGAUCUUUCCCCUUUCUCUCGUCUGUGUGUGUGUUGUAGGGGAAAGUAGAAAGAGAAGAAGAGUCACACUUCUCCUUAAAUUUUUGGUUCUCUCUGUAUAAGAAAGAAAGAAGAAGAGUCAGCAGAUGCGUGGGGAAGAAGAAAAGGCCCACCUCUGUUGUUGGCGAAAAAUCAAGCCGCCCCUAGAAUAAUCAGCCCCCACUCCCCUUUUAUAAUACAAAAAUCCACCGUAGCUUAGGUUUCUGUCAUCACUUGAUUGGCUGUUAGGGUAGUAGACUUUGUGUAUUUUUCUGAUUGGUUGAUAAUUGGGCUGGGCUUGGUCUGGUCGAACCGGUUUGGUUUUGCCUAGAUUGGGCCUAGUUCGAAUUUGGGUUGGCCUGGUUUUAGACUUUUUGGGCUCUGAGUUCUGUUGACUUGGGCAUGGGUCAGAAUUGAUUGGGCUUGACUUUAUUGACUAGGUUUAACCCGAAUUGACUUUUGUGACUUGGUUUUGGGUUUUGACUCGGGCCCUUUUAUUUUGUCCCAUAACUGAUUGUAAUCAAUUAUAACCGUAAAU